Molecule: messenger RNA, 815 nt
Organism: Paramecium octaurelia
Lineage: Eukaryota; Ciliophora; Oligohymenophorea; Peniculida; Parameciidae
Source: the annotation of a GenBank genome assembly
AUAAAAUUAUGCAAGCCAAUCAAGUUCAAUUUCCCAACCAAAAGUACAAAACGCAACUUUGCAGACACUUCAGUAAAUUAUAAUGUGAAAUUCUAGUAACAAAUGGAAAUUGUGCUUUAGGAGCAAGAUGUUAAUUUGCUCAUGGAAGACAGGAGCUUAGAGCAAAUGCUAAUGGAUUUUAACCCAAUUCGGAAUUCAUUAUGCAUCAAAAUCCUCAAGGAGCUCUACCCCUCAAGGUGCAACCAAUUAAUCCCAUGAUUGCGAAUUAUAAGAGUAUUUUUUAAGAUUUACUAAUUCUUAGCAUAAUUAUGCAAGCACUUCAACCCAUAAACAGGAUUAUGCAAAAAUGGAGUCACUUGCACAUUUGCUCAUGGUGAAUAGGAACUUAAUUAAAUGAAUCCCUAUUUCCAAAAUCAAUAUAUGUAUUAGAAUCAAAUAUCCUUAUAAUAGGCUUAUGCAGCAGCAAAUCAAAUAGUAAAACUAAGCUUAGGUAUAGGCUGAGCUCACUUAAUAAAUAUUAAUUAUGAUUCUGUCGAACAUGGAACAUAUUUUUCCGGGCUAACUAGUAAAUAAUCCCAAUAAAUUUUAGGACAUCAUAAACGUGUUGAAAUAAGGCCAAGAAAAAGCCAAGUAGGGUGAUAAUUAAGGAGCAAGCGAAAUUAUUAAAUUGAUUAUUCAUGAUGAGCAGAGAACUAAGGAAGAGAAAUAAUAAUAUCAAUAAAUUUACAACAACGCAUAAAGACAUUAUGAUUCAAAAUUAAAAGAGUACUUAAACCAAUGAUUUCAUUGAUAUUUUAUAUUAUUAUAUAUAAUAG